AACCCUCCCUGCAGCCGCUGAAUCACUUGGUCUGUCCAGCUCCUCAAGUCGCAUCAUGCCUCAACUAUCAAAAGACGAAAUCGAGGAGGUCACCGAGGUGUUCGAUCUUUUCGAUUUCUGGGAUGGUCGUGAUGGCGCCGUCGACGCUGCCAAGACCGGCGACAUGUUGUACUGUCUGGGCCUCAACCCUACCAUGACCACCAUCAUGAAGAACGGAGGUGUGGAGAAGUUCGGAGAGAAGAACUACAAACUGGAGGAGUUCCUGCCCAUCUACCAGACCGUCAUGCAGAUCAAGGACACAGGCACCUACGCCGACUUCAUGGAGGCUUUCAAGACAUUCGACAGGGAAGGCCAGGGCUUCAUCUCAUCUGCUGAGCUGAGGCACGUUCUGACAUCUCUGGGAGACAGACUGACCGACACCCAGAUGGACGACAUCAUCAAGUGCACCGACUUGAGAGAGGAUCUGGAGGGCAACGUCAAGUACGAGGACUUCAUCUCCAAGGUCAUGGCCGGACCCUACCCAGACAAAUAGACACUCUGUCCUCUAGAUAUUAAAGACCUCGCAAUGACGUGCGAAGAAAGAGACAUUUGUGUAACUGUUACAAAAGCAUUGACAUAUUUAACACUGAUCUACAGUGACAUGGCUGAACAAACAAAUAGACUCUUGUUCACUUCCACUGUAGAUGCACAGGUUGUCUGUUGUACAUAGAAGAUGUAAAGGCUGUAAAGGGUACUUAGUUUCUCUUUCCCCGUGUACAUAUACACCACUGUAGUAUUUAUGUCGAUACAUUUAGUCGUAAUGUACUAUGUAGUAUUUUGUAGUCACUAGAACCAGCGUACAAUAAAAAUGAUUAGCAUGAAAA
This is a messenger RNA of Haliotis rufescens (red abalone), 863 nucleotides long. Its product is annotated as myosin essential light chain, striated adductor muscle-like. Lineage: Eukaryota; Metazoa; Mollusca; Gastropoda; Lepetellida; Haliotidae. The transcript has 2 exons. Gene Ontology annotation, molecular function: calcium ion binding. The record is from RefSeq and is a predicted model, not a curated record. The coding region runs from base 56 to 532 and encodes 158 amino acids. Gene Ontology annotation, cellular component: muscle myosin complex.